UGCCCCGCCUCACUGACUCCUCCCAUUCCAGCUCGCCGAAUACAAAGCCGCAACCCCCACAGAGCAAGCUGCUCCACCAAUCGCAGCUCCGCUGCCCUCCACCUCCUCCUCCAUGGACGAACCACCGGUCCAUCCACCCCUCCUCCCCCACGCCCUCACCACCGGCGAGUAGCACCUCCCUGUCCUUCCCUUGGUGGAUUCAGAGUUUUCAGACUCGCAGAGCAGUUCUGAUCGAUCCCCCUUUCCUUCCGCCCACCAAGCAGCUUCUUUUUACUGAAUAUAUCCGAUUCUUUGGGUUUCUCCCUCAUGUCCGCGGCGGCGGCCGGGCAAGAGGUGGCGCCGGCCAUCGUGGUCGCGGCCGAGGUGGAGGAGUGGGAGGUGUGCGCGUGCUGCGGGCUUAGGGAGGAGUGCACGUCGGCGUACGCGGCCGGGGUGCGCGCGCGGUACGGUGGGCGCUGGCUGUGCGGGCUCUGCGGCGACACCGUGAGCGAGGAGGUCGCUGCGGGAGGUGGGUCGGAGCUGGAAGUCGAGGCGGCGAUCGCGAGGCACGCCGCCUUCUGCGGGGCGCUUGACGGGCGCCGGACGCCGGCCGCGGCCGAGCGGCUCAUCGCGGCGGUGCGGCGGCUGCUCCGCAACGCGGGCGCCAAGGAGGAGAAGGCCGUCGUGGUGGUGGAGUUCCAGGAGGCCUCAUGACCGCCUGCCUCAGACGGAUCGAAGAUUUGUUCUUGCAGGCGGAGCUAGCUAGCUAGCAAUAGCGCUGGUCUUUUUUCCUCUCUUUUUUUCCUUUUCCACGUGUUUGGUAAUUUACAUUUUAGUUCUGAAUAUUUGCAUGCUUAAUUCGCAAAAAAAUGCUGCAAUCUUUCCAGCUCUUGCAAAAGUCCGAGGAGGUGUGGAAGAUCAGAAAUUUUGGAAAGAGAAGGGCUGUGGGAAUUGCAUACAUAAAAAAGCUACGAGAUGGGAGAAUUCCAUCUUACUGAUUA
Messenger RNA from Panicum hallii, 980 nucleotides. RefSeq lists its product as uncharacterized. The transcript has a single exon. NCBI's taxonomy places the organism in Eukaryota, Viridiplantae, Streptophyta, Magnoliopsida, Poales, Poaceae. Bases 307 to 693 code for a protein of 128 amino acids. The record is from RefSeq and is a predicted model, not a curated record.